AUGGGAGAGUCCCAAUCACAAGAUUCCAAAAAAAGGGCAGUGUAUGAAGCAUGGACGCAGGAACAAAGUGAUGCCUUGUUACGAAUUCUGGCUGAAUCUGCAACUAGGGGAUGGCGCGAUAAUAGUGGUAUAUUUAGCAAAGCAACAGUAGAGGAAAGGAUAUUGCCUGUUCUCAAUGAAAAACUUAGGUCCAAUAAAAAUUAUAAUCACUACCAAAGUCAUAUCAAAUGGUCUAAGAGCCGUUGGAAUGCGUAUUCAACACUCUUGAAGUUUAACUCUGGUUUUGGUUAUGACAACGACACCAAAAAAUUCACGGCCCCAGAUGAAGUAUGGGAUGCGUAUAUAGAGGCUCACCCAAAAGAUGCAUACUUACGCACUGGGAGUUUUUCGGAUUAUGAUGAAUUGAGGCUUGCUGUUGGAAACGGUGUAGCUGUAGGAAGAAACGCAAUUGGAGUGGGCAGUGCUACUGAUGCUAGGACAAUAGGAGUUGAUGAAAGUAGAGGUCCGCUCAUAGAGGAGUUGAAUUACGAUGCUGCUAAUGAGGCGUUUGUAGUACUGGGUGAAGAUGAUCCACCGUUAUCCGGCUCCAAAUCACCUUUGGAGUCCACUCAGAGAAGAGCUCCCGCCAAAAGAAGCAGAGGCCAGUUUGAGACAAAUUCAGGCCACACUGAAAAUAGUUCGCAUCAGGAGCUCAUGGUAGAAAUUAAAAAAGUCACUAGCACAAUGGAUCGAGUUGAAAGCCUCUUCGUGAAACGAGAUACUACGCUGGAGAGAAGAGAAAAGGAAAAAAGUUUUACAACUUGGGAUGCUAUCUUAGAAAUUGCUGAUUUGAGUGAAGAUGACCGCUACACAACAUUUGACUUGCUUGUUACAAAGUCACAAAAAGAUGGAUUUAUGAAAAUGACUGUUCCUGAACGCAAAAGAUGGAUAGAAUUCAAGACUAGGAAAUAG
Salvia miltiorrhiza (redroot sage) is the source of this 951-nucleotide messenger RNA. RefSeq lists its product as uncharacterized. NCBI's taxonomy places the organism in Eukaryota, Viridiplantae, Streptophyta, Magnoliopsida, Lamiales, Lamiaceae. The coding region runs from base 1 to 951 and encodes 316 amino acids. The record is from RefSeq and is a predicted model, not a curated record. The transcript has 2 exons.